This is a messenger RNA of Tribolium madens (black flour beetle), 1032 nucleotides long. RefSeq lists its product as uncharacterized. Bases 108 to 971 code for a protein of 287 amino acids. NCBI's taxonomy places the organism in Eukaryota, Metazoa, Arthropoda, Insecta, Coleoptera, Tenebrionidae. The transcript has 3 exons. The record is from RefSeq and is a predicted model, not a curated record.
UAUGUGCAUACGUCGCACGUGUUUCAUUUACAUAGGCAUGUAGUUCGAGUGGUUUGUGUUAUUAACUGACUCUAGACGCAACGCAGAGGAAGUUGCAAUUGAGAGCAAUGGCAGAGAAGAAAACGUGGACCCGAAAAGAAAUUUUUUCAUUAAUCUCACAGUGGGAAGCACGGCCGGAAUUGUGGGAUGUAAAACAUAGAGACUUUAGAAAUAAAAUUAAGAAACAGAAGUUAUUAGCAGACUUAGCAGUAAGGUUUAAUACCGACGAAAUUGAAAUCAACAGAAAAUUACACAACUUGCGGACGCAGUUUCACCAAGAACUCAGGAAAAUAGCAAGGAAACAAAGCGACGCACCGGACGCCAAUGGGACGUUUCAAAGUUCAUGGGAGUUUUUUAAUGUGAUGGGUUUUAUACGCGGUGAUUAUUUCUACUCCAAAUCAAUAGAAAUGGAUGACAGUCAAUCUCAGGAUGUAUUUGAAAAUGUGAAUGAGAAAUCAACACUUGAGAAAACAGCGACAAAUCUGAAAAGACCAUGUGAUAUCAAGGAAUCUCGAGAAGCUUAUAUACCAGAUAAAUCCACAAGAUUAUCAAAUUUAGCAGUCGAUGAGUUUCAAAUCUUUGGAGAUCUCGUAGUUUCCGAACUAAGAAAUUUGCGAUCGCGAGAAAAUCAAAAUGAACUGAAACGGAUGAUUCUACGUGCAAUAUCGCAUAUUUCAGAAGUAGAUGACAGACGUGCAAGUAGUUCUGAAUUACAUUUGGAACCGAAUGCUUCUGAAAGUUAUAAUUAUCCGUCACGGCCAUCGUCUUCUUCUUCGUAUCAUUCAAAGUUUAGUCCCGAGGAGCAAGGUAUUUGUUUUAGAGAGUUCACAGUAUUUAUAACCAGGAGAAGGAAUCUAAAUAAAUAUUCCUGUUUGUUUAUAUCAUACAUUACUUUAAUUAGAAAGUUAGAAAUAAAUACUCACAAAGGUUAACUGUAUUUUUUUAUAGAACUGAUCUGUAUUUAAGUUAUUCUUAUUAAAAGACUGCGUUCAC